Messenger RNA from Fraxinus pennsylvanica, 1737 nucleotides. NCBI's taxonomy places the organism in Eukaryota, Viridiplantae, Streptophyta, Magnoliopsida, Lamiales, Oleaceae. The record is from the annotation of a GenBank genome assembly.
AUGAAGCAAAAGGAAACGGAAAACGAGGUCAAGUCUGCUAAUGUAAAGAAGGGCAUUUCUCCACCGCAGCCAUCCGUGCCACCACUUCUCAGGUUUGUUGGUACACAGAAACGAAUGGUAAAGUACAGUGCUCGGGAGGAUAAUUACAAACCAUAUGAAAAGUCCAAGGAAGAUGAUCACAGUAAGGAGAUUGACAAAAGCACCAAAAUUUCUGGUGAAGAAUAUGAAAAGAAUGAGAUAAGAGUUGGUAUAAAGGACUGGUGGACUAAGAGCAAAUAUGCAUACCUAAACCAACCAGCAAUAAAAUCCACCACUUACAUUCCCCAGUACUCUGUCCCUUGCAAGUCUGCAGCUUCCCCACCAACUACAAGUAAAAACUCACUUUUCAUCAACCCAUUUUGUGUUUUUGAUUUUGUGAGUUUGAAUUCAAUAUACAUGGACGUGGGACAUAGCUACUUAGAGGGCAACGCGGAUGCGGUCGAGUUCUGUCCUCAAGAUUCAUUCCAUAAUGUUCUCGCAGCCUCUACUUACACUCUUCAAGAGGGUGAUCGGCCCAGCCGAGUAGGCAGCAUUUCUCUCUUUGAUGUCGAUACUGAUGCUUGUCGACUCAACUUGACUCAGAGACUGGAAACAGCUGGCAUUUUUGACAUUAAGUGGAAUUCGGGAUUCGUGCAAAAUAUGGGCCAUCCUCUGCUUGCUCAAGCUGAUGCUGAUGGAUAUGUUAGGAUUCAUAGCCUACAAAGUUCUGAUUUAGAUGGAUCAGAUGUUUAUGGGAAUUACCUGAAAGAGCUAUGUGGCAAGCAUAUCAGUUCUUCCAUGUGUUUGUGCAUCGACUGGAAUCCCUCUUCCACAUCCAUGACAGUGGGCCUUUCAGACGGAUCGGUCUCUAUAAUCUCUAUGCAUGAGUCCCAACUAAGUAUUUUACAAGACUGGAAAGCUCAUGAAUUCGAGGUCUGGGCUACUUCCUUUGAUGUACAUCAACCGCAACUAGUAUACACGGGAUCAGAUGACUGCAAGUUUAGUUGUUGGGAUUUGCGAGAUGAUCCUUCUAACUCGGUAUUUCAAAAUGCAAAAGUUCACAAAAUGGGAAUCUGCAGUAUUGCAAAGAGUCCUAGUGACCCGAAUAUUGUACUCACUGGUUGCUAUGAUGAGCAUCUAAGGGUAUGGGAUGUCAGAUCCAUUUCAUAUCCCAUAAGUGAAACUUCAAUAUGUCUAGGUGGAGGAGUUUGGAGAGUUAAGCACCAUCCGUCUAUACCAGGCCUCAUCUUGACUGCAUGCAUGCAUAAUGGGUUUGCAGUUGUCAAAAUUAAAGAUGGUCGAGCUGAAGUAAUUGAAACGUACAAGAAACACGAUUCGCUUGCAUAUGGAGCAGAUUGGCAGAGAGGGGUUUCGUUUGUGACAGGAAGAAGGAAUAGUAAAGCGAUCGCCACUUGCUCAUUUUACGACCGGCUCCUUCGCGUAUGGAUACCAGAAUGUGAACAAUCAAAUGUUGUCAAUAAGCAAAGCGAGGGGGUUAAUCAAUACCUUGGGGUUCAAAAAGCUUGUGGCAAGACUAGUAUGGUAGCCUGUGAUGUAAUGGUUGUAUGUUGGAUGAAUUCUCUAAGAUUGAAGGCUUUGAUUUAUACCAAGGUUACAGAUCAUAUCUCUGGAAUCAUGCUUCAGUAUUCUGAAGGUAUGAAGAACAUAGAUCUUCCUGCUCUUGUAUUCAUUAUGCUAAAUUGGAAAGCUAUUAAUUAA